Rattus rattus (black rat) is the source of this 2398-nucleotide messenger RNA. RefSeq names its product coiled-coil domain-containing protein 171-like. The transcript has 4 exons. Bases 1 to 534 code for a protein of 177 amino acids. The record is from RefSeq and is a predicted model, not a curated record. NCBI's taxonomy places the organism in Eukaryota, Metazoa, Chordata, Mammalia, Rodentia, Muridae.
AUGUUAGCACAGUGCGUGUACACCCUCAGGGUCAGAGAUCAGAUCUCACUGUCACGGACUGCAGCAACUAGGAAUGACUUCACCCUGCAGCUACCCAAACUGCACCUGGAGACCUUUGCAAUGGAGGGGCUCAAGGGUGGGCCAGAGGUUGUAGCAUGCCAGGCCAUGAUUAAAAGUUUCAUGGAUGUCUACCAGCUUGCAAGUACUCGAAUCUCUACAUUAGAGAAGGAAAUGACAUCGCACCGGAAUCACAUCGCAACUCUCAAGUCUGAGCUCCACACAGCUUGUCUAAGAGAGAAUGAAAGUUUACAAUCAAUGGGCUCCAGAGACCAUUCCAACCCCUCGGUCCCUUCGAGAGCUGCCGCCCCUAUGGACACAGCCGGGGACUUUCUUCCACUGCAAGCGGAACUUGAUACGACUUACACUUUCUUCAAGGAGACGUUCAUGAGCACGGCACCCCACUCUUUCUCCUCGUCUCAGUCCUCUCCAGGGAUGUCUGCUAAUGCCAAAAGACCAUCUCAGAUCGGAAUAUGAUUGUUGUGAAAUAAAAAAAGGAGGAAGAGUAGUGGUAUAAUUAAAAUUGUUUUGAAGGGGGAUUCUCUUAUCAGUUGAGUUUUGUUUAAUUACGAGUGAGGGUGGGCCUUUAAACAUGGUGUGACAGCCUGAUGUGCACAGGGCUCUGUCACCUUAAAUAAUGAACUAACCCACUUUUUUCCUCCCUAAGUUUUAUUUAUUAUCACAGUUGCUCAUUUUUAUGUAACAUAUUUUUAAAUGUUAAAGAAUGACACAUUUUGGGUAAUUUCCCUCGGACUUAAAAAAAAAUCAAUAAGCCAUUCUAGUCUCUAUCUAUCAACGUUGUCUCACCCUUGUCUGUUUUAAAGCAAGACUGCAAUACUUUAAUGGGAUUGAGAGAGCUAUUUGAAAUGUAUGCCAAUGAUUCCUGUCAUUUCAUGGCAGCCCGGCCAUGGUUCACUGAACCCCUCUUCUCUCUUGUCAGCUCGACUGAAGACAAGCAUUUAGUUGCAAACUUUAAGCAGGUUGUACAAAACAGAAAUGAUGUGGGCGCUUCUCCUCCCGCACAGCCGUGUCACUCCUGGUCAAUGUGAGAAGGUCAGGGUGCUCCUGUGAAGCUACAUGAUACCACUUGCCCAUUUGAACAAGUUAAGUUAACUGCAGAAUCUGGUCCCUGUAGUCAUCGAAAACCGUGUCCUUUCAUCAGGUCCGCAUUUGAUAGGAAGGAAGAGCGGCUGUGCUGAGAGGAUCACCGUGGUCCGCUCAGGCUCUUUGUAAGGACAGUUCCCACGAAGCCAGUGUAGCAGGUGAUGUAUUUAGUAUAAGCUGAAAAACUUCAAGGUAACGGCCACUUUGACCUUCAGAAUAGACUCCCUUUUUUUUGUUGUUUUUGUUGUUGGUAAGGCCCAAGAGUGACGACCGUCUUUGAUGCUGACAGAAUUUAAAACAAGGCCAUUGCCCUGCAUUUUCUGCCUUGUAGCACACAAAAGUAAAAUUGUAUGUCAGGCCGAGAUGUCGGGGAGCUGACAAGAUGCCCCAGUGACAUUUCAGCUGGAAAGAGCAAGUGUCUUGCAACCAAGUGGUCAAAUAUCAAAUAAUAGGUCAAGCAGGAAGGAGCUGAGUUCUAACCACAAAGAGGUUUCUGGUAACUUACUUGACAAGCUUUUGGGCGCUUUGUGGCUUGACAAAGUGAUGUUCUGUUGGGUAUCGCUAGACAGACUAUUCUUUAUCGCCUUCAGAAGAUCAGGCAUUGACAUUGAUUAAACUCUUUAACCCUUAAAGGUUAACUCUUUACCGUUUGCAUCAUGGUAAGUGGAGAACAAAAGAAUCCCUGUAGUGUGCAUUUGCUUUAUAGUCACCGUUUAAUCCCCGGUGACAUUAACUUCUAAUGGGACAAAGAAUUCUGACCCAUGUUUCACCUUCUUCCACUAUAGAAUUUUUCAUUAUGGAUACAUUAGACAAUAACAGUUUGUGUCGUGAAACCCAUGUUGUGUUUCAUGUCUUUUGGCCUUGGGAAAUAAAAUCUGCAUAGCGUUUAUUGUGCCGUCGGGAUCACCCUAGUGAUGUGUGCCAUCUGAGGCAACACAGUGUCACUGCUGUCCUACUAUGCUGUAACAUUUCUGAAAACACUGGGCCAGGGGAGUUAGCUUCAUAUAAAACUCUAGAAAGACUUGCAUGCAGAGUAAAAUUCUUAAACCAAAUUGUUUAACCAAAUUGUUCUUAAUUCUUUUUUUUUAUUUUUAUUUUAUGGAACUCAUAAUGUGCUCUGCAUAACAUUACCUAUGUGAAACUCAACUUGUGCAUGAAUCACAUGGUCAGGAAGGCCACGGACUAAGUUCUAUGCACUUGGAGACACUUCCUUCUGCCGUUCCAACAAUGAGGAUGU